Molecule: messenger RNA, 1352 nt
Organism: Erpetoichthys calabaricus (reedfish)
Lineage: Eukaryota; Metazoa; Chordata; Cladistia; Polypteriformes; Polypteridae
Product: olfactory receptor 6N1-like
Exons: 3
Coding region: 193-1170 (325 amino acids)
Biological process (GO): G protein-coupled receptor signaling pathway
Cellular component (GO): membrane
Molecular function (GO): G protein-coupled receptor activity; olfactory receptor activity
Source: RefSeq, a predicted model, not a curated record
GGAUAUACAGUUUGAAAUGUGUAUGUUUAAUGUGCUUAGUGUUACUCCCGUGAGAUUUCAAACUCUACUGAGGACCUUUAAAGGCUUUAAAAUAAAAGAUAGAAAAUGUGUUUGGAGAUGGAAGUGUGAAAGAAAUUUCCCAUGCACAGAGUUCAAUAAGGUUUUUUUAUUAUUCAACCACAAGAUGUCAACAUGGCUUCUCAGGUUUCGGGAGUAACUGACCUAAAUGCUACAUUUGUGAGACCACUUGGUUUUUAUAUUAAAGGAUUUAAUUCAUUGCAAAAUACUCACUAUUAUUUUAUAUUUUUGCUUUUUGUGUAUAUUGCCACUGUUCUUUCGAACGUCAUUCUUAUGUCAGUUAUUUUGUUUGUAGAUAAUCUUCACACACCAAAAUAUAUUGCUAUAUUUACUUUGUCAGUUGUAGACAUAAGUUGCAGCACAGCAAUAAUUCCAAAAUGUGUUGAUGCAUUUCUUAUGAAUUCAAAAUUUAUUUCAUAUGAAUCCUGUUUAGCACAGAUGUUUUUUGUACACUAUUUUUCUGCAAUGGAAUCAUUUACUCUUGCCGUUCUUGCAUAUGACCGCUUCAUUUCCAUAUGUUUUCCAUUACACUGUCAUACAAUCAACACAAACACUAGGAUGAUAAUAAUUAUAGUAAUUUCUUGGGCAAUUCCUCUUGUGCUUACAGUGGUUGGAGUUCAUUUAAUCACACAUCUGUCAUUCUGCAAAUCCACAGUUAUAAAUAGUUAUUUUUGUGAUUAUAGGCCAGUGUACAUAUUGGCAUGUAAUGAUAUUUCUGCAAAUAUGAUUAUAUCAGGAUGUUUUAGUUUUGGGUUUAUUUUUAUACCUUUGAUUGUUAUCAUACUUUCAUAUGCAUGUAUUAUAGUUGCUGUAAUGAAGAUUGCAUCUGCUGAGGGAAAAUGGAAAACAUUUAAAACCUGCACUGCUCACUUAAUCUUAGUGGCAAUAUUUUACUUACCUCUGCUUGGGACCUACCUUACUGUAAUGUCAACUCAGUUUAUAGACACAGAUGUCCGAAUACUUAACACAACUUUAUCGGCCACUCUUCCUCCUCUUCUAAAUCCUAUUGUAUACACUCUGAAAACAGAUGAAAUAAUGGAGCAAAUCAGAAAGCUGGUUAGAAAGAGAAAAACCAAAUCAUUAAUACGUUAGUGGUCAAACAAUCAAUGAUUUCAAAUUGUUUAAAAUUCUAAUAAGAAAUAAUGGCUACCUUUAUGAAUAUCUCUGACUAAUGAUUAUUACUGUUAUGUAAAAAUCCUUGUUAAUCAGUUUCCAUUUAUUAUAUUUAUAAUUUACAGAGACAAAAUCUAAAGCAACCGAUUACAAUUACAUUC